This is a messenger RNA of Iphiclides podalirius (scarce swallowtail), 603 nucleotides long. The record is from the annotation of a GenBank genome assembly. NCBI's taxonomy places the organism in Eukaryota, Metazoa, Arthropoda, Insecta, Lepidoptera, Papilionidae.
AUGCAAUUGGGACAUCGCGGCCCGCCAGUGGAGCAGCGCGGAGAUCCGCGACGGUCGUUGCCCCCCGCGUCUGUGCUGCGGACAAAUCACUUCGCGGAUUUGGCGCUCCCACCGCCCAGCACUCAGGGCUGCUGCGCCUCGACCCAAUUUCAAAGCCGGCAUUAUAUUACAGCCGUAAAUAUUAACACGAACGCUGUACGUUGCUCGCUUUCAACGGUGGAUCUGAUCAUUCCGGUAUCGCCACGUUUGUUCCCGAAAGAUAGUUUCCGAUGGCCGUACGCAACCGUUAUCCGUGAUAGCAUCAAGAACUGUGUCAAUUCGUCCGUUGGACGUCUACAUCGUGCCGGUGACAGCCCUGUUAAUGGAGCAAUUGCUUACAGAGAGCGGUGCGGUCAAUGUACCGCGCGUCACGCGACGGCGCUCGCUCUAAUGCGCUUAGAUUACUGCCUACUCCUCGCCCAGCGCGCCCUGACCUCCGAUCCUGCGAACGGGCACACCGCUGGGGCCUCGCGUCUUACGCACGCGGGAUGGGGAGCGGCUCAGGGUAUACCGGCCGCGGGCUGUUGCGAGAACUAUUCGCUGAGGUUUCGUACAUGGCGUACA